Molecule: messenger RNA, 522 nt
Organism: Akanthomyces muscarius
Lineage: Eukaryota; Fungi; Ascomycota; Sordariomycetes; Hypocreales; Cordycipitaceae
Exons: 3
Coding region: 1-522 (173 amino acids)
Source: RefSeq, a predicted model, not a curated record
AUGCCACCAACCGCCAUCACGGGCUUUAGCUUCCAGACCAUUUCCGGCCGCCCGGUCACGGAUGCACGCAUUGUAAAGUCCAUGGGCCUACGUCCCGUGCCCGCGUAUACCCCAGACAGCUCGCCGCGCCUGUCGUGGCUCAACUCAAGCAUGUGUCUCAUGGACCUGCUGGAGCGCCAGAUUGCUUGCGGUGGUGACCUCUUAGCAGCUCGCGACAGCCUUAUCGACCAGACGCCCUGCUCUGUCACCGAGCCGACGCCAACGUGCGCAGGGACGCUGACGCGCUCUCCUCCCUGUAACAACCUGGAGGACUACUCGCAGCUGCUGCCCGAAGAGAACCAUCCUCCGGUGUUCGUGGCGCCGGAGCCAUCGUUUCAGUGCGAGAACUCACCUCUGUUCGAUGUAUCACCUGCCCUAGGCAUGCACGCACGCAACGACACGGAUUCAAGCUACACCAACAUGCGACUUGGUGCAGGGAGUGGCUUCGAGCGCGGCAUCUCGGACCUGAUCGCCGCAGUCUAG